AGAUACCGUUCGCCACCCCUACAAGGGCAGGCUGAUUGUUAUUAUGGAUAUAAUAUCCUCUGUUUCCCCAGCCUAUGGACCAAAUUGCUUGGGUACUUAGAUCUCCGGCAAAAAUAUCCGGAGCUCGAAGGAUAUCUAAUCCGCUUCUCGUAUCGCCACAAUUGUUCCUCGGAGAUAUGAUAUAUAAACUUGUGUUUUGCGACCAUGGAGGACUUUGGAGUAGAGCUUUUGACUGAUACUGAAUUUUUGCAAAUAUUCAAACACCAGAGAUAAAAGCUGCACACUUCUCAUUAUGCCUCGACCUUCAUGGACUACAUUGAAAUAUUCGUCCAAAGAUCCGUUAGCUACAAUUGCGGAAAUCGAGAUGCCAGCAUGCCGUGACGCAUGGGUUACUGUCAUCAAUUGAUAAAUAUUUUUGUCGCGAUAUCAGAUAAAACCGGCACCUUACAGUUAUUCCAGGAACACCUCCAGUGUUAUUGGCGAUGGUCAAUCGAAAGACAAUCACAAUGGUUGGCAGAUCUCUGCCGGAGUUGGAAAUGACUGUUUCUUGAACCCGUCGAAACAGACGAGAUACGGGAAUCAUGAAAUGGCUGGUGUGGUUGAGGAAGUUGGUCUGGGUGUAUCUCAGUUUGCGAAAGGACAGAAUGUGGUUCUUAUACCAUCACAAUCUUCAUAUGAUUCACUAGAUGGAUACGACUAUGGAGAGAACGGUCUUACCGAUUCAAACGGUACAUUCUCCGCUCCAUCAUCUUAUCUAUAUCCCCUACCAGCAUCCAUCUCCAUUAGAAGCGCCACAUAUCUCGCAGCACUCGCAACGGCCUAUCAUGCAUUAUUACGCAUGUCCCUUUUUCGACCUCUUGAUAAUGUCCUGAUUGUCUCGAGUAACCCGAUUUCACUUUUUCUUAUUCGACUGCUAUCCCUGCAAAACGCGUAUCAAAUCAUCGUUGUGGAACAUCACCCUAUUUGGAAACGACUCGCGACUCAAUUCGGUGCCACCCAUGUUAUUAACCCUAGAGAUAUCGAUAUCUCCGAGUCCGUACGGUUACUCACGGAUGAUGUGGGCGCUGAUGUGGUUUUUCAUAUCGACGAUCAGUAUGAUUACGAAGUCGACCAGGACAUUGCUGCUCCUCCCUCUGCAAUGCUUAACAGAAGCCGAGGCAUGGCAUAUUCGGCUACCUCGGCGAUUUCAGCAUGUCGCACUCGAGGAACUAUAGUGAAUAUUGCUCCUCGCAGAAUGUAUGAGGCGAGCAAAAGCAAGUUCAGGAAUGAGUUGAUGAUGCAUGAAGUUCAAUUCGUCGGUUUUGCGGGAUACGACAUUACCUCUCUCAGAGCGGCGCUUCGUUUGAUAGAGAGAGGUGAUGUGCAAUUUGAGGGGCUUAGCCUGACGUGAGCUUGGCUUACCUAUGUUUUGUUGUUUCUUCGCUUUCCUGUAUAUAUUUAUGGUGUUGGGGCAUCUUCAUGGUUAUUUUAUGAGUCCAUAUACGUUGUAUUGUACAUGAAAGAUACCCGUUUUGUAUAUAUAUCAAAAGGCGUCUGGACAUUCAGGCUAGUCGCUCGUCAACAUUCCAUUUUU
Talaromyces stipitatus ATCC 10500 is the source of this 1573-nucleotide messenger RNA. RefSeq names its product quinone oxidoreductase, putative. The record is from RefSeq and is a predicted model, not a curated record. The transcript is spliced from 3 exons. Lineage: Eukaryota; Fungi; Ascomycota; Eurotiomycetes; Eurotiales; Trichocomaceae. Bases 587 to 1390 code for a protein of 267 amino acids.